AUGGACAUUGGAUUUGUUUCGACAACGGAUAGCAGUACACCAUUCUCCGAUAAUUCGGCGUAUCGGAGUCUCGUUGGUGCCCUAUUGUACGUAGCGGUAUGUGCUCGACCCGACGUGGCCGUGAGCGCAUCCAUCCUUGGUCGAAAGGUAUGUGCACCCACAGAAAAUGAUUGGAACGCGGCUAAAAGGGUCCUCCGUUUCCUGUACUCAACCAAGAGCGCACGUUUGGAGUACAACAACGAAGCCGGUCUUGUCGGGUUUUCGGAUGCCGACUGGGCGGGUGACAUCAACACUCGUUGUUCAACUACUGGGUUCGUCUUUCUAUACACCGGAGGAGCAAUUUCUUGGGGCAGCAGGCUUCAACAUUAG
Messenger RNA from Aedes albopictus (Asian tiger mosquito), 369 nucleotides. RefSeq lists its product as uncharacterized. Bases 1 to 369 code for a protein of 122 amino acids. NCBI's taxonomy places the organism in Eukaryota, Metazoa, Arthropoda, Insecta, Diptera, Culicidae. The record is from RefSeq and is a predicted model, not a curated record. The transcript has a single exon.